AUGUGGGCGUUUCUGUUCCUAUGGAUGACACUAACCAUCGUUACAUUUCUGAUGAUCCUCGGAAGAUGCACAAUUCUGAUUUAUCUUGUCUUUUGUGUCCCAAUCCUCACCACAAUUCUCUACUUCAUUUUCAAAAAUGAUACUUCUGCAUCAAGUGCUCUCUUUUUCAAAAAUUUCAAUUUCGGGGGUCAUCGUGGAUCUCCAGAAAGAGCUCCUGAAAACAGUAUUGCAAGUUUUAUGAAAGCGAAAGAAGAUGGAUGUGAUCUUGUAGAAUUUGAUAUUCAUAUAUCAGAAGAUGGAGUCGCACUCUUGAUGCAUGAUGACACAACAGAAAGAACUGGAAACGCUGAUUUGAAAGUAGAGAAAACAUCAUGGCCAGUAUUGGAAGGAAUCGAUUUGAAACCUGUUAACAAUGUAUCAGCCAAGAUUCCGAAGUUACACGAAACAAUUGAUUGGUGUGUUGAGAAUGGAAUGAAAAUGCUAUUUGACAUGAAGAAUGACAAUCUAACUUUGAUUGAACACAUCGCAGAUGAAAUCAAGAAACGAAAUAUUUAUGAUAAAGUGUUGGUGAGCAGUUUCAAUCCAGUUGUUCCGUGGAGAUUGAAGAAAAUUGACCCGAGAAUUAUCACAGGAAUCACAUUGGAUCGUUCCUAUUACUCAUACAGUGAUGAUCAUCGUAAACUUCCGUUCACUACAAACAUGUUUGCUCAUUUUUGGAAUGAGAUUCUAGAUGAAAUCAAUAUGAUCAUUCAACCCCUUUAUAUACUACCGAAAUUUCUUGGAGUUGAUGUGGUUAUGAUUAGUUUUCGAUUGAUUUCCGAGAAUGCUGUUCGAGAAUCAAACGAAAAAGGAUUUUCAGUGAUAUCGUGGACAGUCAACGAUCCUGAUUAUAUGAAAAUUCUGGCAAAGCUGAAUGUUCCAUUUCUAACAGAUAUCAGUUCUCAAGUUGAUCGAAAGACUUUCAAAUCAAAAUGA
Caenorhabditis remanei is the source of this 975-nucleotide messenger RNA. RefSeq lists its product as uncharacterized. Gene Ontology annotation, molecular function: phosphoric diester hydrolase activity. Lineage: Eukaryota; Metazoa; Nematoda; Chromadorea; Rhabditida; Rhabditidae. Gene Ontology annotation, biological process: lipid metabolic process. Bases 1 to 975 code for a protein of 324 amino acids. The record is from RefSeq and is a predicted model, not a curated record. The transcript has 6 exons.